UUCAUUCAUGAAAAUUGUGGUGUAUUUACAUCUGCCUCGUAAACCACAGUGAAAAAUAUUUCAGUGAUAGCAAUAAGUUGAACUUUUGAUCAAAUUAACACUUUCCGGCUGAAAACACGAACAAAAACGGCACCGGGAAACGAUGGAUUUGUGUCGCACCUGUAUGGCUGACGAUCCUACGCAGCUGGUUCCAGUUUACUCCAAGCUGGAUGAUGCAUUCAUAGCAAACAUCAUAAUGGAGUGUACUUCCCUACAGAUCCGCGAAAACGACGGUCUUCCAGCGCACAUCUGCUGCCGCUGUAUGGAAACGUUGAAGCUACUGACAGCUUUUAUCAGAACGGCACGAGACUGCGAUCGACAGCUGCGUAAACUGUUCGAACCGGAAACCACGCCUUCGCUGGAAGUCGAUACAAUUGUAACCUUGGAUGAGAAUAUAAAUUCGGUUAAAUGCGACGCUGAUGCGUUCCAGUUUGCCGAGGUAAAGAUCGAACCAACCGAGGAGUUGCUUGCCGAGUAUCUGGAUUCGGAACCGGGUGAGGCAAAUUCCUCUGGGAGUGAAAAUGCCACUGAUGACGAUGAUGAUGAUGAUGAUAGUGAUAGCGGUGAAUCUAGCAACGGUAGUAAAAGUAACAACGAAAGUGACAGCGAAUGGAACGGCAGUGACGAAGAGUUCAAAAUGCAGGAGCCCAAGACAGCGAAAAGACGAGGUCGGAAACCAAAACCGAAACCGUUGAAUACGGAUGAUAAACCUUUACUUAAUAAGCGACGUUCGAAGAGAAACGAAGAUCUCACCAUGAAUGAGUAUGAACGGGAAUUGUAUUCGGUUAUCAAGGUAGAAAAGAAUAAACAUACAUGCUGCGGUUGUCUGUUGAUUUUCGAAACAGCUCAAGGCCUGGAGUCGCAUCGUAAGAAGUCUCACACUCGAAAGAGGGAUUCAGCGACAACCAAUCCUUCCGAUAAGGUACUCUGUGAUGGAUGCAUGCGAAAGUACAAAUCUAAGCGACGAGUUAACUAUCACAAGGAACGUGUUCGGCAACUGGAAACGAUCUGGGAGUGCAACAAAUGCAAAAAUAGAUUUUCAGAAGCGACGCGCCGACGAUCACACUCUAAGAAGCAUCCAAGGAGGAUAUCUUCGGUAGCUGUUGUGGCCCCAAUCAAGGAGAUGAUCCAACGGGAGCUUGGAUGGAUUUGUUGCGCACAGGCGUGCGGGCGCUCGUUUCCUCUGGAAACAGAGCUAAUAGCUCACGCACACAAGGCUCACCAGAUCAACAAACAGGAAGCAGAAUUGGAAGAGAAUCAGGACAAACCGGUCCAAUGUCAAGUUUGCUAUAGGCGGUUUCACGACAAAAAUGGACUGAUCAACCACCAACAGCGGCUGUACCGAUUGCACAAAUACCAAUGCGCCCUCUGUGGACUACAGUUCAACAGCGGAGGGCGGUUAACGGAACACGAGCUUACGCAUAAAAGCGAGAAACCCUUCAAGUGUCAACUGUGCGACAAAGCAUUCACCCAGAAGGGCAAUCUUAAAACGCACAUGACCGUGCACACUAACGAAAAACCGUAUCAGUGUUCUGUUUGUGGAAUGGCAUUCCGUCAGAAGGGUGGCCUGAAAACACACAUGUCCAACCAUAUCGAAAAGCCACAAUUCAAAUGUGAAGUAUGCUCGAAGAUGUUCAAAGCCAAGCUGCAUUUAAGAUACCACAUGCGCAUUCAUAACGGCGAGAGACCGUUCCCUUGUCGCUACUGCGAAAAAGCUUUCACGGAUUUCACAAACCGAAUGAGACACGAAAUGAGCCAUACCGGAAUCAAACCAUACAAAUGCUCAUAUUGCGAUAAAUCAUUCAUUAGAAAACGAUUCCUGAUGGAGCACGAAAGUACUCACACCGGUUUGAAAAUGUAUAACUGCGAUGUGUGCCAUCAAAGCUUCGGCCAGAAAAACUCCCUAAAAAAGCAUCUGUCGACAGUUCAUCCCAGCUUCAGCGGAACACAAAAUGAUACCGCAGUUGCAGUUGCAUCUCUUUCGCCCACAAGCUCCCAUUCGAUGCCACCACAACAGACACACCCAAUUCAUCGGAAAACCCAACUGAUGGCUAGCUUUCAUCAUUCACUUUAAUUCCAACAGCCAUAGUUUCGAGAAAUGUCUUGUGUAGGUAAAGGUAAACUUUUCCAGAUGGAGUCUGUAAUGUAUCACGUAUAAUAAACGUCAACGUAAACGUUA
Molecule: messenger RNA, 2218 nt
Organism: Topomyia yanbarensis
Lineage: Eukaryota; Metazoa; Arthropoda; Insecta; Diptera; Culicidae
Product: zinc finger protein 624-like
Exons: 6
Coding region: 143-2113 (656 amino acids)
Biological process (GO): regulation of transcription by RNA polymerase II
Cellular component (GO): nucleus
Molecular function (GO): zinc ion binding; DNA-binding transcription factor activity; RNA polymerase II cis-regulatory region sequence-specific DNA binding
Source: RefSeq, a predicted model, not a curated record